AUGUCUCUCCGUGCAGUAGCUCUAGCCAGCUACAGCAGAACAGAAGUCUUCAAGCACCCCCACUCUAGAAAGUUAAACCACGAAGGCCUAAAGGUGGCUUUCACCGAGUCAGUGUAUUCUUCAAAUCCCUCAGCGAGGAUUAGCUGCCUUGCUCCGACACCUCAAAUCUCCGUUCUCUCAGACGAAUACUCAAGGCCAGCAGUGAUUGGACAUGCCAGAAGUUUUGGAUCGUACCCAGACAGUGCUGAAGCUAUCAAAGACAUUCUCGUGUCUGUUUUAAAUGCAUCUGGUUUGAAGCCCUCUUUGGUGCUGGAGCAGACCAGAAUGCAGGGAGCUGAGCAUCUGGACAGUGAUGUGGAACGGUGGGAAGAAAGCAGCGAUGGGGAUAGCCAUGACGACAGUGACAGUGAUUCUGCACAUCACAACACUGCCUGUACGCAAACAGACAUUCGGUUUACAAGGCACCGGGCAUGUUGGGACAACACGUGCUGCGAUUCCUCUAAACCUUCGCUGGAUACUUUCUUUUGUCCCCGUUACUCUGACGGCGAUCCUGCUGCUUCCUCCUUGAAUGGUUUCGCUCUUUUGGACGUGUCCCCUCUGAAGCGUGACUGCUUUACGCAGGUGACGUUAACAGGAGGCACUGUCACAUCAGCUGUUGUGUGUUCUGGAAAAGAACGUUAUACCUCCCCUGAACGAGACUUGACUUUCACAAGGUUUCUUCCUGAUUCAACUGUUGGUAAGACAGCAGAUCUGUUGAAAUACCCUGAUGCUUUAGAGCCUGCACCCGUCAGCAGCAGUGACAGCAAUUCUCCCAGUGGACUUUCCCAGUCGGAGCCAGUCAAUCGAACAGGUUCUACUUCUCCUUUGAACAUAAGUGCUAUACCCUUGAAUCGUUCGUUGCAGGACAUCUGCAUGCUUCCAGAAGAUGUGGAGAAGGAAAACGCACACUUUUUUGUUGCAGAUAUGAUUAUAGCAUCACUAGAAAAAAUGAAGUGUAAUAUCCUAAGCCAACAAGCAGAGUCCUGGAGUGUGGAGGAAACAAGUGGAUCAGAUGGCAGCUGUCACACUGAUUCGGAGUUAUCUUCUUACCCUGGAGUGAAGAAGUCUGAUUCUUCCGUUGCCUCUUCAGACAGUGGUUAUGAAGGCUGUGCUCCGCUGCCUGUCAGCUCCCCAGUGCAUCUACCAUCACAUCAUGAGGUUACCAGAUUUCGUUACCACAGUGACUCAGAGGAUGAAUAUGUAAUUAUUGAACUUGAAGACCUUGAAAAUCUGUCUGUCGCCCCAGAUGAAAGAUCAUCUUUUGAACCAGGCAGCAAUUCUGCUGAAGCAACAGCCCAGGAGUUGUGCAGAGCUUUCAGAAAACACUGGUUGCAGACAGACUGUGCAGUUCAACUGUCUGGUUGCCUGAGCUCAUCUAAGCAGAGAUCUGAGCUGAAAGAAGAGAUUCCAAGAGAGCUUGAGUCCAGUUUGAAUCUGGCUGAAGAAAUAAAGAUCAUAUCCAAAUUAAGAGGAUCUUCUGGCUGGUCCCCACCAAGAUCGCAGAUUAUAUUUAAUAUUCACCCUUCAAUCAAGAGAGAUGCAGUGGUGGCUGCCCAGAACUUCACGUGUGUUGGUUGUGGAACCCCAAUAGAAAGCAAAUAUAUCAGGAGACUCCGCUAUUGUGACUACCUGGGGAAAUACUUUUGUGACUGCUGCCACAGCUAUGCCCAGUCUUCCAUUCCUGCCCGAAUACUGAUGAAGUGGGACUUCAAAAAAUACUACGUAUGCAACUUCUCCAAACACCUUCUGGACAGCAUAUGGCAGCACCCAGUUUUUAAUGUGUUGUGUAUUAACAAAGCCCUCUACGUGAAAAGUAAAGAAAUGGACAGGGUGAAGGAGGCGCAAGAACAGCUUUUUCAUUUAAAAAAGCUUUUGAAAACCUGCAGGUUUGGUGAAAGUGUACUGAAAGAAUUUGAACAGGUCCCCAGCCACCUGACAGAGGAGCUGCAUCUCUUCUCACUGGAUGAUCUGGUGAAGAUCAAACGAGGGCAGUUACUGCCCCUUCUUAAAGAUAUUCUGAAGAGCUCCACCUCCCAUGUGGAUGGUUGCGAGCUCUGUCAAGCGAAGGGGUUUAUCUGUGAAUUCUGUCAGAGCGCAGAUCUGCUCUUUCCAUAUCAGAUUGCCAAAUGCAAAAGGUGCACAGAGUGCAAAACAUGCUUUCACAAAGCAUGCUUCGAGUCUGGAGGCUGCCCCAAAUGUCUGCGGAUUGCAGCUCGGAGGACGCUUUCAGAAACUCCAUCACUGGUGCCUCCGUGA
Aptenodytes forsteri (emperor penguin) is the source of this 2295-nucleotide messenger RNA. RefSeq names its product RUN and cysteine rich domain containing beclin 1 interacting protein like (gene RUBCNL). Gene Ontology annotation, cellular component: autophagosome membrane; intracellular membrane-bounded organelle. NCBI's taxonomy places the organism in Eukaryota, Metazoa, Chordata, Aves, Sphenisciformes, Spheniscidae. Gene Ontology annotation, biological process: autophagosome-endosome fusion; autophagosome maturation; autophagosome-lysosome fusion. The record is from RefSeq and is a predicted model, not a curated record. The transcript is spliced from 15 exons. The coding region runs from base 1 to 2295 and encodes 764 amino acids. Gene Ontology annotation, molecular function: phosphatidylinositol phosphate binding.